Caenorhabditis elegans is the source of this 1641-nucleotide messenger RNA. RefSeq names its product RING-type E3 ubiquitin transferase (gene Y15E3A.3). The transcript has 12 exons. Lineage: Eukaryota; Metazoa; Nematoda; Chromadorea; Rhabditida; Rhabditidae. The record is from RefSeq and is marked reviewed. Bases 1 to 1485 code for a protein of 494 amino acids.
AUGGACAUAAGCACCACUAGCUCUUCCCGCAGCGACAAUGAAGAUUUGGAAAAUACGGAAGAAACAGCUCAACAAUGGAUUUAUCGUCACUUGAUAGAGUUUACCAACUGUGAAGACACGUCUGCAAGAAGCUUGGUGGAUGGAGAUUGCUCACCACUAAUUCAGUUGUUAACUGAUAUGACACAAACAAAAAGCUUGUUUAUUACAGUGACCAAGCCCGUGGUUGUUGAUUUUUCUGCGAUAUCCCUGGAUCCACUCCCAGUGCCCACACCAGAAGUACCUCCGGCCAAAAAAACAACAAAGAAAAAAGGAAAACUUCAAGCUCUGAAGAAAAAGAAAAAGAAAACCAAAAGUUCGAAAAUCAAGGUUGAGCCCAAGAAAAAAGAAAAAGUAGUGCCAGAAAUCGUAGAACCUCCACCACCAAUUGUUGAUGCAAUUGUGGAUAUGAUAUUUGAAUGGUGGACGCUGAUAGAUUUACCUCACCACGAACAGUUUAUGUUCAUAAUUCCAAAAAGUCGAGUACCAAACAUCGACGCCAGAUUAGACGAACUGUAUCAUGUUGGCUUUAUGAAAAACCGAAGAUUAUUGAAGGCAGCCUUAUCAUGUUUGGAUACGGUUUUCUAUGACAAGACAACUUUUGCUAUGAAAAUCGACUUAUUGCUACACAUUAAUGAAAUUGAAGACAUGAAAAUGUCAAAGGAGUUGAUCUUUGAAAGAUUCAUAUUAGAAAAUAUCGCGCGAAACUUCAACUUGAAUGGCCGAAUACGCAAUAUUGAUUCUGACGCAAGAUCGAUCACAUUGAUCUUGUCGCAGACUAUUCAGACAUUUUGCUUUCAACCUGAUAUGGGAGAGAGGACAAGGUUGUUGAUACAGCUAUCAUUUUUUGAUAUCGAGUAUCUUGGCUCAUUUCCUGAUAUUGAAAUUACAGCAGCCAGACUUGAAAAAGCCCUAUGUCACAUUUCCUUAUUACAAUUCCUAUACAAAGAAGAUAUUAGUGACUGGACCCGGAAAACAUAUUUAUACCUAUUGGACCUGUUCUCUACAAUCCUUGCCCAUGAAAUAACAAAAAAGUCAAACUUCAUGACAAACUACAGCCCGGAGAAUAAAGUCGGACCAAUUUGCGCGAGUUUCAAGAAAGUUGUGCAAAAGCUCGUCAGCGUGAGUCGUGAGGUUUUUGAGACGCAAGAGGACUGGUCUGCAACCAACAAAGUUUCGUUUUCGUUUUACAUAGUUGGAAUACUGGAAGAAGAAAUUGAUAGCAUUAUUGAGAAAGUUGAAGAAAUGAAUAGCGAAGCUAGAGACAUGAGCCUGGAUAGAAGUGCAAUGCAAGCGACAAAAGUGAUUUUGACAGAACUGGAUGCAUAUCUGCAGGAAAAAUGUCUAGAAAGUGCAGUGGAGAGUGGAAAUCUUGAGUCUCUUCGAAGCCUUGCUGCAACUAUAGUCAAACACAACAAACGCCUCGAACGAGUUGUUGCUCUAUAUUAGACUAAUAAUAUGUGGUGGAAUAUCUUAUAUAUUUCGUUUCCUGGUUGAGGUACUACAUAGUGUCUUCAUUUAUUUUGAAAAAUAUCAACCUUGUUUAUACUUGUUUCAUUUUCUCAUUUCAUCUUUAUAAUACAAUUAAAUCAAAUAAAAAGCGAA